Molecule: messenger RNA, 2427 nt
Organism: Anarrhichthys ocellatus (wolf-eel)
Lineage: Eukaryota; Metazoa; Chordata; Actinopteri; Perciformes; Anarhichadidae
Gene: fbxo32
Product: F-box protein 32
Exons: 9
Coding region: 145-1224 (359 amino acids)
Biological process (GO): protein ubiquitination
Cellular component (GO): cytoplasm; nucleus; SCF ubiquitin ligase complex
Molecular function (GO): protein binding
Source: RefSeq, a predicted model, not a curated record
AGGAUAUAAGAAGAGCUGCGCAAUGACAACAGUAGACCAGAAAUACGUACAUAUCCCUUCAGGAGAGGAUACAUAUUAACGCAAACAGGGCACUGUUUCCUGAUACUUUUAUUUUAAUUUAACUCACCGUCGUCGAAGCAGGAUAUGCCUUUCCUCGGACAGGACUGGAGGUCACCGGGUCAGAGUUGGGUUAAAACCGAGGAGGGAUGGAAAAAGACAACGGCGGACGAGAAAAACAACAAUGUCUCCGUGAAGAGCUUCUGCAAAGCCGAGGAGGAGGAGGAGGAGUGUUUCAACAAAGAGAACCUGCUGCUCUCUCUUAGCUAUGACAUGGCUGCCAAGAAGAGGAAAAAAGACCAAAUGAACAACAACACCAAGGUCCCCUAUUUCCACAGGGAAAAGUGGAUUUAUGUUCAUAAAGGAAGCACCAAGGAGCGCCACGGAUAUUGUACAUUGGGAGAGGCCUUCAACCGCUUGGAUUUCUGCAGCGCCAUCAAGGACACAAGGAGAUAUAAUUACGUUGUCAGACUCCUGGAGCUUAUCGCCAAGUCCCAGCUCCCCUCGCUCAGCGGCGUGGCGCAGAAGAACUACAUGAAUAUUCUGGAGAGAGUGGUACAGAAAGUUCUGGACGACCAGCAGAACGUUCGUCCGAUCAAGGAGCUGCUGUUGACGCUCUACGUCUCGCUGUGUGGUCUCGUUCAGGACAUGGGCAAGUCUGUCCUGGUGGGGAACAUCAACACCUGGCUGUACCGCAUGGAGAACAUCCUGCAGUGGCACCAGCAGCUGGACAACAUCCACAUCAACAGGCCCACAUCUACAGGCAUGAUUCUGACCGAACUGCCCGCCAGUCUGCAGUUGAACAUCAUGCAGCGUCUGUCGGACGGCAGGGACCUGGUCAGCCUGGGCCAGGUGUGCCCCUCGCUGGGGGCGCUCGCCGAGGACCGGCUGCUGUGGAAGAGGCUCUGCCAUUACCACUUCACAGACAGACAGAUCCGAAGGCGCCUGAUGGUGUCAGACAAAGGUCACCUGGAGUGGAAGAAGAUGUACUCUAAGCUGAUCCGCUGCUAUCCUCGCAGAGAGGAAUAUAGUGACACCCUGCACUUCUGCACACACUGCCACAUCCUUUUCUGGAAGGACACGAACCAUCCCUGCACCGCAAACAACCCGGAAAGUUGCACCAUGUCCCUCUCCCCUCAAGACUUCAUCAACCUCUUCAACUUCUGAUUUCCCCCCCCCCCCCUCUCCCCAAAGAAAAAUCCAGAUGAACUGACUGUACAUACUGUACAUAGAAAUGUACAAUAUUGUUUUUUUGUUAAUAGCACACUCUAUUCCCGGAUGUGUAUUUUAGUUGAGGUUUGAGUGGAGGGGGCUCAGGCAGUGGGACAAUGAUGCAAUGGAGAUUCUGUUGAACCUCUGGGAGAGUUCCCAGUUGAAAGUGAGUGAAUGUGACGGAGAGGAGAGGAGGUGCAGCAGUCGGCCUGUGGAUAAAGGGAACACUCGGCUGUCAGAGUUAAGUCUUAGUUUAAUGUGGUUGUUGAAAUUGUACUCCGAAGAAAACACACCUCUUGACCUCAGACGUGUGCACUUAUUUUUCCCGACUUGGGAAUUUGUUUUUAUUUUUGGAGGGUUUUCAACCCUUGUAAUUGUUUUUUUUUUCGAGACAGGAAGUAGGAAGAUUAUUCCAACCCAUUUGAAAUUGUGAUUUGUUUGAUCCAUUGCAAGGCCUGCUCACAUGGGGGGUCUGCAAUGUGUGUGAAGUUUAGAUGUAGUUUACAAUAGUAUUGUUGGGCACUGGGAUGGAGAGGCACAAGUCUUGAGUUACUGCAAUAUAAGCAAUGGAUCGUUAGAAUGGGUGAUAAUUCUAUGAUAACAUGGCACAUCACAAUGUUUUUUCCCUUUUCUUUGCUGUUUUUCACUUUUAUAAAGAUUUGAUAUGACUUUUUUUAUUCUUGAUGUUCUGCUGUGGCUGCUAUAGCAGCAGCAGUGCCUGUGUGCAGUAUUACCAAAGAUUGUAAUUAAAUUCAACAUAGCGAUGGCGUGUGCCUUGUCAUGAAAACUUGAAACCGGUACAGUUUAAUCCUUGUUUGGAAUGUUUUCAGAUCCUGAUGCUGUUUGUUUUUUUUAUCAUCAACGAAUGUCUCAUUUACAGAAGAGUGGUAUUCAAGAAGGCUCUGAUACCAAAGCUGACUUUCUGAAACAUCUUAUUUUUUUCUGUAGCCUCCUGCAUGAUUUUUUUAAACACCCAGCUGAUAGUGUUUACUUAUUUAUUGAGAUUCUAGCAAGGAAUGGGAAUAUUGUUAUUAAGGUGCAAUUUGACCCAGACUUUCCUCUAUCACUGCUCAGUGAGGAAUGAUGUACAUGCUAUGCAAUGCGUUCUGUUUCUGUUGAAUAAAUAAAAGAAAACAACCUUACCGCUGCCAUCACUUA